This is a messenger RNA of Arachis duranensis, 1212 nucleotides long. RefSeq names its product haloacid dehalogenase-like hydrolase domain-containing protein Sgpp. Bases 150 to 881 code for a protein of 243 amino acids. The record is from RefSeq and is a predicted model, not a curated record. Lineage: Eukaryota; Viridiplantae; Streptophyta; Magnoliopsida; Fabales; Fabaceae. The transcript is spliced from 5 exons.
AGCAUCUCUGCCAUGCGAUUUUGAUUCUCUUGGCAGAUUCCAAUUAACAUUCUUCUUCUUCUUCUUCUUCUUCUUCUUCUCAUUGAUCCGUUCCCGUUUUUUUCUCACUUCCAACAAACUUUUCUAUUGCCUUUCUGAUUCUUACAACCAUGACCGUCUCCUCUGAAAGCAAGAAUUCUCUCACUCAACUAGCUCCACUUGAGGCAGUGCUCUUUGAUAUAGAUGGAACUCUCUGUGACUCUGAUCCACUCCACUACUACGCUUUCCGUGAAAUGCUCAAAGAGAUUGGUUUCAAUGGAGGUGUUCCUAUAACAGAGGAAUUUUUCAUUGAGACUGUUGCCGGCAAGCACAAUGAUGAUAUUGCCUUGGCUCUCUUUCCUGGUGAUCUUGAACGAGGCUUAAAGUUUGUAGAUGACAAGGAAGACAUGUUCCGGAAAUUGGCAAAAGAGCAAGUAAAGCCAUUGAAUGGCCUUGAUAAAGUGAGGGAAUGGAUUGAAAGUCGUGGGCUGAAGCGAGCGGCAGUGACCAAUGCUCCAAGAGCUAAUGCAGAACUCAUGAUCUCAUUGCUUGGUCUCUCAGACUUUUUUCAUGCUGUCAUUAUUGGUGGAGAAUGUGAACAUGCCAAGCCUCAUCCAGACCCCUACUUGAAAGGUCUUGAAGCUCUGAAAGCAUCAAAGGAUCACUCAUUUGUAUUUGAGGAUUCUGUUUCUGGGAUCAAAGCUGGAGUGGCAGCUGGGAUGCCUGUUGUAGGUUUAGCUACUCGAAACCCGGAGCAUCUACUGAUGGAAGCAAAGCCUGCCUUUCUGAUUAAGGAUUAUGCAGACCCAAAAUUGUGGGAAGCUUUGGAAGAACUUGACAAGGCUGGUACUAAAAAAGUAUGAAGAGUACAACUGAAAGAAUAUAUUGGUAAAUUCAAGUGGCUGGUUUGAUCUAAUAAGCUCACAUGAUUACCUCUAUAAUUUUGUUUAGAGGGCAAUGUUGCAUGGCUGGAAGUUAUUGAUCCAAAAACAAUCAAUCUCUCAUUUUUUUUCAGUUUAUAAUCAUACUCACUUUAAAAGAUGACGGUCCAAUAUUAUAGUACUAGUUUCUCAUUCUUGCUUUGGAACAGAGAGCAAACACUUGUCUUCUAUUUAUAUUUUGUAAUGUCAUUGGCCACAAAUAAGUGGGAUAGCCCAAGAUUGCAUACAAUACAAACACACAAAUUCUCCUAGA